AUGCUUCGAGCAAGCAGCAGUCCAAGAGACAGCGCGUCCGAGGCCAUACCGCCUCAGGAUGGCUCCAAGGACCGCCAAGACGACCAGGCGGCGCUGCUGGCGGAAAUCAAGGCGCUAGGAGGAGAUGAGCAGGACCUGGAACUCAUCAACGAGGUGGACUCGGACGACGAGAACUACGCCCAGGAUUCAAAGCGCUCGGUUGAUAAGAACUUGAAGCAGGAGCUGGCAGCUCUGUCUAAGGAGCUCGGCUUUGCCGAAUUCGAACCCCAAGAAGCCAGUGAUGAGGGGGAAAUCCAGGACGAAGACGAAGACGAAGACGAAGACGAAGAGGACGAAGACGCUGACGACGCUGACGAGCCUCCGGCCGAGACUGACAAUGGGGGUGCCAAUCGCAAGCCGGGGGGCAUGAUUUUCGAGCCACUGGCAGAAUGGCAUGCUGCCAGCCUAGGCAAGCUGCCUGUCUCUUUGGAGCAGGAUACGGCCAAGUACAGGACCAGUGUCUUUGCUUCCUCGUCACACAAGUUUCUGUCUACCAUCAUGUCCUCCGGUACCCUCACCGACAAAGUUUCGGCCCUCACGUUGGCGGUCCAGGAGUCGCCAGUCCAUAACAUUCGCGCACUCGACGCCCUUCUGAACCUGGCCUCCAAGAAGAGUCGGGCUCAGGCGAUUGGUGCAAUUGGUGCCCUAGUCGAUUUGUUCGGACCGGGCACUCUCCUUCCGUCGGACAGGCGCCUGCGAGCCUUUCAGAGCCAGCCCGGACUGGGCACUUUGCAGCGGAAGUCGGUUAAAACAUGGUCUCCCGGCCAGCCGCUUCCUGGCAAGAUCACGGAAGCCCAUCUGGUUGCGUGGAUAUACGAGGACUGGCUGAAGGAGACCUACUUCAAGAUUAUUCAGUUGCUUGAAUCGUGGUGUUCAGAUGAGAUCGAGUACUCGCGCAUGAAGGCGGUGGAUUUUGUUUACGGCCUUCUCAAGGAAAAGCCCGAGCAGGAGUCCAACCUACUCAAGCUUCUUGUCAACAAGCUGGGCGACAGGGAUCGCAAAAUAUCGUCUCGCGCUUCCUAUCUUCUAUUGCAGCUGCAAGUCUCUCACCCUGGGAUGAAGCCCAUUGUCAUCCGCAUGGUGGAACAGGAUAUUCUCCUGCGCCCUUCUCAGGACGCGCGAUCCAGCAAGGAGCCCUCUGUUGCCGAGGAGCUCAUCCGCAUCUACUUCGACCUGUUUGUGACGUUGCUGAAAACUGGAGGCAUCGAGACCCCGGCGCAGAUGAAGCCGGGCGACUCUGAAGACGCAAAGCGGGCACCAGGGAAACCGAACCGGAAGUUCAGGGGGAAACCGGUAGAAAAGAAACAUAGCAAGCCGGGGACACCGAAGCCGCCCGUGCCGGACACUGAGGCUGCGGACAAGCUUGUGUCGGCCAUCUUGACUGGCGUCAACCGUGCUGCGCCCUUUGUGACGACUAAUGACGCUUUCAUGGAACACCAUCUCGACACGCUUUUCAAGAUUGCGCACUCGACCAACUUGAACACGGCCAUCCAGGCUCUGCUCUUGAUCCAGCAUCUCGCAUCGGCGAGGAACCUGGCGACGGACCGCUUCUACCGGACGCUCUACGAGUCGCUGUUGGACCCUCGGCUAGUGACGUCUUCCAAGCAAGCGCUUUAUCUCAACCUGCUUCUCCGAUCCCUGAAGAGCGAUGUCGACGCCUACAUCAGCCUCCGUUCAUCUGCGGCCUCCUACGUCAUUUCCAGUCUUCGGCAAACGUUCCCUGACCUGUCGACUCUCGUGGACGAGCCGGAGACUUCCGUGUUUGACGACGACGAGUCCAAGGAACAGGGCAUGUACGAUGGGCGGAAGCGCAACCCUGAACACAGCAACGCCCAGAGAAGCUGCUUGUGGGAAAUGGUCCCUGCUCAAAUGCACUUUCACCCAUCUGUCAAAGUCUCUGCGGCUGUGUUACUGGACAAGGAUCGAAAGAUGCCAAAACCAGAUCUGGAGAGUCAUUCACUCAUCCGCUUCUUGGACAAGUUUGUGUAUAAGAAUCCAAAGUCGACACACGGUGCACGUGGGGUAUCCAUCAUGCAACCGCUGCGGGCGACCAAGGAUCUGGGCGACGUGUGGCUGGGCAGCAGGUGCAGGCGCCACGACGGCGCCCUCAAUUCGGCGACUUUCUGGAAGAAGAAGGUCGAGGACGUUGCUGCCGAAGACAUCUUCUUCCACGAAUACUUCCAGCACGUUUCGAGGGAUACCAAGGAGCCGCUUGCCAAGGCGCCGGCCGACGGGGAUGAUGAGAAUGCCGAAGAUGAGAUCUGGGAGGCGCUGGUGUCGACUCAGCCCGACAUUGAGGCAGACGGCGACCUGGAGGAUGAGGACGAGGACGGGGAGGAUGACGGGGACGAGGGUAGCUCGGACGGCCUGGUGGCGGUUGGCGAAGACGAUGAGGAGGAAGCAAAGGACGAAGACACGGCCAAGACUAAGAGGAAAGGCGCCGUGUCCAUGGCAAGCCCGGAUUCCCUCGCUCAGUUCAGCUGGGCGACAGCAGUGUCGAGGAUACUCGGCUCCAAGGCGACGGCGGCUGCUACUGCGUCUACAGGCAACGCAGCGGGUGGCGGCGGGGCGCUCCGCAAGGGCCUCUGGCUGGCCGUCCUGGGCCUCGGCUUCAGCACCCUCGGGGCGGCGGCGGCGUGGAAGACGCUGACGGCCCGCGGCCUGGGCUUCUACUCGGACGAGGAGAGCCUCGGCAGGUUCUCGGCCGCCGACGCCGACGAGGAAGCGCGCCGCGCCGAAGAGACAAUCAACGGCCACCCGCUGGUGGCGGAGCUGCGCCGGCGGCCCGAGCUGACCGAGUCCCGCCCACACAUGAAGAUGCCGGCGCAGUACCGUGCGCACAGCCUGACGGGGGCCGCGCUCCUGGGCCCUGGCAAGGUGCCGGUGCCGGCGACGACGUGGACCGAGGCCGGCGGCAAGUCGCUCGUGUCCGUCGUCUACGUGGGUGAGGACCUGUGCGGCCACCCGGGCCUUGUGCAUGGCGGCUUCCUCGCCACCAUGCUCGACGAGGGCCUGGCCUGGUGCUGCUUCGGCGCACUGCCGCACAAUAUUGGCGUCACGGCCAACCUCAACGUCAGCUACCGCAAGCCGACGCCCGCGGGGAGCUUCCUCGUGCUGCGGGCCAAGACGACAAAGGUCGAGGGGCGCAAAGCCUGGGUCAAGGGCCACAUUGAGCUUCUGGCCAAACCGGGCGAGCAGCCGACCGUCCUGGUCGAGGCCGAUGCUUUAUAUGUCUCGCCCAAGCUUGCCUCUGUGAGUUUCGCGACCUACCCCGUCGAGGGACUGCGACGACUUGCCUGGCUGACUCGUCCUGCCUCGAUACUGUAG
Molecule: messenger RNA, 3366 nt
Organism: Hirsutella rhossiliensis
Lineage: Eukaryota; Fungi; Ascomycota; Sordariomycetes; Hypocreales; Ophiocordycipitaceae
Product: CBF/Mak21 family domain-containing protein
Exons: 10
Coding region: 1-3366 (1121 amino acids)
Cellular component (GO): nucleus
Source: RefSeq, a predicted model, not a curated record